AACACGGUAAAUGAAGCUCUUUUCUUCUGGCGCUGGAUUGAACUUCGCUGUUGUGUUUGGGGUUUUUUUACGGUCGCUUUUGCAAUAAUGUCAGCGGAACGUCUCGCUAAAAUUCCAGAGGUGGAUUUAGACCCCAACGGCGUCUUUAAAUACGUCCUCAUUCGCGUUCAUAGCAAAGACGACGAUUCAUAUGUUGAUAUAGUGAGAGGAUACGCGUGGGCCGAAUAUCACGCUGACAUAUAUGACCGUGUGUCUGGAGAGCUGGAGAGAGCUGGAGGAGUGGACUGUGAGUGUCUCGGAGGAGGAAGAAUCAAACAUGACCAGGACGCAAAGAAGAUCCACGUCUACGGUUAUUCCAUGGGAUUUGGCAGAGCGAAGCAUUCAGUUUCCACAGAGAAGAUAAAAACUCAUUACCCAGAUUAUGAGGUGACCUGGGCAGAUGAAGGGUAUUGAGUGGGUUUACAUGGGAUACGCUUGACGACCCAAUAUGAGAACACAGUGAACUGUUAAAAUUAGCUUUGAACUGUUGCAUUGGACUUGCAUUGGCCAAGACUGAGAGAAAACAGAACUGUUUCAGAUAUGGUUGGAUGGAUAAAAUGUUUGCCUUAACUAGAGGAGAGGUCAUCCUCAUUUUGUUUGGUUUUUAACUUAAUGUGUAGCUUAACACAUGACAAUGAAAAGAGAAAAAUGCACUUCUGUUCAUCCAUUGGUCUUUUUGAAUGACAAAAUAUAAGAAAAGGGGGAAAUAAAGGAUACUGCAGAAGCUUAAGGUCUUAAAUACAAAAAAGCAAUGACAUCCUAAAAAACUUCCAGAUGCCCAAAUGUUUCCACACAGUUAUGUAAUUGGAGAUUUAAAGUUUUGAAACGAUUGAUUCCAAAUGAUUUACUCAUUUGAAGCGUUUGAAACAUCAAUGUCUAGCGACAUCUCCUGGACAAAACCAAGUAAUUGAAACACAAAACUCAAAACAAACAUGGAUUAAGUUUGCCUUUUUCAAACGCAGUUAAAUUGAAGUUAAAACCUAUCAGAUGUACUUGGUUUAUCAUCCUAUAUCAUUAAAUAUUAAGUGUUUACAAAA
Messenger RNA from Danio rerio (zebrafish), 1076 nucleotides. It is a transcript of the gene phpt1, whose product is annotated as phosphohistidine phosphatase 1. Gene Ontology annotation, cellular component: cytoplasm. The record is from RefSeq and is marked validated. Gene Ontology annotation, molecular function: protein histidine phosphatase activity. NCBI's taxonomy places the organism in Eukaryota, Metazoa, Chordata, Actinopteri, Cypriniformes, Danionidae.